AUGCCUUCACCGCAAUCCUCUGAGGAGGCGGCUGCAGAAUCGCCUGUGAUGACGCCAGAGCCGCCUCGAGACCCCGAGGAUGGAGACAAGGACAAGGACCAAGAGACAGAGAGAGAGAGCAGAUCGCCAUCGGCGGCAGACGUACCUUCUUCACCUAAUGUGAAUGAUAAAUCGGAAAGCAAAUUGGACGGCAAUGCGACAGACAGCGAGGCCUUGGUUGACGAUGCAUCAAAGGGUGGAGAUGACAGGAUUACGGAUGACGACCCGCCACUGCCACAACAAGCGACGCCCGACGGACCUCCGCUUCCAAGCGAGCCGGUCCCAGAACCCCCUGACGACGGCUGGGAUUGUCGUUGGGAAGAGUCGUACCAGGCUUGGUACUUUGUGAACCGCUUCACCGGUGCCUCUCAGUGGGAGAACCCUCGCGUGUCCCAGGGCGCAACCACCACGGCCGAUGGUGCCGUCCCGGCUACUUCCGUCUCCAGUGUUCCCCAGCCUCCCGUCGGCGAGACGCCUGCGGUAGGUGGUUACAACCCAGCCAUUCAUGGCGACUACGAUCCCAAUGCCUGGUACGCCCAAGUGUACAAGCAAGAGGAGGAGCAAAGGGAGGCCGACGCUGUUGCCGCCGCCAACAUCAUGAAGCCUACAGCUGGCACUGACGUUGCAGUUGCCUUCAACCGCUUUACUGGACAAUUCCAGACGGCCGACAUGGGGCCUGGUAGGCACAGCGACGAAGCCAAGUCGCGACGGCAGAUGAAUGCCUUCUUCGAUGUCGACGCCGCCGCCAACGCGCAUGAAGGCCGUAGCCUCAAGGCCGAGCGCCAGAACCAGCGGCUGAGCAAAGCAGAGCUGAAAGCCUUUAAAGAGAAGCGGCGUGCCAAGAAAGAAGAGAAGCGUAGAGCGUGGCUUAUGGAUUAA
This is a messenger RNA of Drechmeria coniospora, 918 nucleotides long. RefSeq lists its product as uncharacterized. Lineage: Eukaryota; Fungi; Ascomycota; Sordariomycetes; Hypocreales; Ophiocordycipitaceae. Bases 1 to 918 code for a protein of 305 amino acids. The transcript has a single exon. Gene Ontology annotation, molecular function: protein binding. The record is from RefSeq and is a predicted model, not a curated record.